Diceros bicornis minor is the source of this 2995-nucleotide messenger RNA. It is a transcript of the gene LAS1L, whose product is annotated as LAS1 like ribosome biogenesis factor. Gene Ontology annotation, molecular function: endonuclease activity. NCBI's taxonomy places the organism in Eukaryota, Metazoa, Chordata, Mammalia, Perissodactyla, Rhinocerotidae. The transcript is spliced from 14 exons. Bases 1 to 2793 code for a protein of 930 amino acids. Gene Ontology annotation, biological process: maturation of LSU-rRNA; maturation of 5.8S rRNA. Gene Ontology annotation, cellular component: Las1 complex; preribosome, large subunit precursor. The record is from RefSeq and is a predicted model, not a curated record.
AUGGCUACUCAGGACAGAGUAACUGUCAUUCAAGAACCACAGGCAGACUACAUCUUAGGAGAAGCUGGCUGGAGAAAGAGGCGCAUACGGAGAAUGGAUUGGAAUUUGUUGCUCUCAAGUCAAACAGAGCGACUUACAUCUUGCUCCAGUGUCAAUAGCGUUUUACUGGAUCAGGUGCUGAUUCAUGGCAAUAAAAACAUAAGACCAUUUGCAGUACACUGGAUUAUCACAAUCCCUUCCCUGCCCGCCAAGGGGCGCAAACUAACAUUCCUCCUGCAGUGCAGACACAUCCCUCUCGGUCUGGGACAGAAGGCCGUUAGCAACGAGGAAAUUAGCGGAACCUUGAGGCCGAACGCUUGCAGCUGCUACGGUUGCUUUGCGAAAAGAACACAUCCGGCCGGCGAAGACGUACUCCCAUCUCGUGUUUGGUCGGCCCCCUGCCCUCGCGUUCCGAUUUGCCACGCUAACGCUGGGAGGCGGGCUUGCGUCGGGGUCACGCUCUCCUAUUGGCUACUGGUGCGGCGGCGGUUUGGAGUGAGCGUGGCUUGUUGGGCUGCAGGCUGUGAGGAGGGCCGCGGUACAAGCUGCGUCGAGUCCAGUGUCUGGUGGGAAUCCGGGGCCGGGCCAGGUCUGGGUCACCGGGUGAUGGAUCGCGUGUGGAGUGCGUGGUGCGGGAAGUGCGUCCAAGAGAUAGAGUCGUCGCCACUUUGGGCACAGCGCAUCGUGGUCGCCUGGCUCGGUAAGGCCGAGUGGGAUCAGGUGACGGUGUAUCUGUUCUGUGACGACCAUAAAUUGCAGCAGUACGCGCUGAACCGCAUCACCGUGUGGAGAAGCAGGUUAGGCAACGAACUCCCCCUGGCAGUGGCUUCUACUGCUGACCUGGUACGCUGUAAGCUCAUGGAUGUAACUGGUGGCUUGGGCACUGAUGAACUUAGACUGCUCUAUGGCAUGGCAUUGGUCAGGUUUGUGAAUCUUAUUUCGGAAAGGAAAACAAAGUUUGUCAAGCUCCCCCUCAAGUUCCUGGCUCAGGAGGUGAACAUUCCAGAUUGGAUUGUUGAACUUCGCCAUGAGUUGACCCACAAGAAAAUGCCCCAUAUAAAUGACUGCCGCAGAGGCUGCUACUUUGUCCUGGAUUGGCUCCAGAAGACCUACUGGUGCCGCCAACUGGAGAACAGCCUGAGAGAGACCUGGGAGUUGGAGGAGGACAGGGAAGAGACAGAUGAAGAGGGCCAAGAGGAUAAGAACAUUGUUGUUGAUGAUGUCACAGAACAGAGACCAGAACAUAAGGAUGAAGGGAAAGAUGCAGAGCUGGAUGUCCGGGCUGAUGGAGACCACAAAAGCAACACAGAGGCUGAUUUGCAUUGGGAAAAGGCUCUGAGACAUAAAGAGCUAUAUGAAAGAGCCCGGGAACUGCUGGUAUCAUAUGAAGAGGAACAGUUUAAGGUUCUGGAGAAAUUUAGGCAUUUACCUCAGGCCAUUAAGGCAUGGAAUAACCUGUCCCCACCUGUAGAAUGCAUCCUGGCUGAGCUCAAGGGCAUUACAUGGGAGAACAGGGAGGCUGUGCUGGAUGCUUUUCUGGAUGACGGCUUUCUCAUUCCCACAUUUGAGCAGUUGGCAGCUUUGCAGAUAGACUAUGAAGAAAAUGUGGACUUGAAUGACGUCCUGGUGCCAAAGCCGUUCUCUCAAUUCUGGCAGCCCCUGCUCAGGGGCCUGCACUCCCAGGCCUUCACGCAGGCCCUGUUGGAGAGGAUGCUCUCCGAGCUGCCAGCCUUGGGGGACAGCGGGAUCCGGCCCACCUACAUCCUCAGAUGGACCAUUGAACUGAUCGUGGCUAACACCAAGACUGGAAGGAAUGCCCGCCGAUUUUCUGCAAGCCAGUGGGAAGCAAGACGGAGCUGGAGGCUAUUCAACUGCUCUGCCUCCCUUGACUGGCCCCGGGUGGUUGAGUCCUGCUUGGGCUCACCUUGCUGGGCCAGCCCCCAACUCCUUCAGCUCAUCUUUAAAGCCAUGGGGCAGGUCCUGCCAGACGGGGAGCAGGAAAAGCUGCUGCACAUCUGUUCCAUUUAUAACCAGAGUGGAGAAAAUAGUCGGGUGCAGGAGGGCUCAGAGGCCUCCCCCGUUGGGAAGUCUCCAUACACACUGGACAGCCUGUAUUGGAGCCUCAAACCAGAUUGCUCUAGCUCUGGACCUGAAGGAGAAGCCCAGCAGCAGGAGGAGCAGGGCAGCCUUAAUGAUGUUAAGGAAGAUGAGGAGGAGGAGAAAGAGGUUUUGGAAGACCAGGUGGAGGAGGAGGAAGAGGAAAAUGAUGACCAGGAGAAGUGGAAGGAGGAGGUGGAGGAUGAAGAUGAUGAUGAUGAUGACGAUGACGAUGACGACGACGAUGACGAAGAUGAUGAGGAAGACAGAAUGGAGGUGGGGCCUUUCUCUACGAGGGAGGAGUCCCCCACUGCUGAGAAAGCUAGGCUUCUGGCCCAGAAAAGAGGAGCUUUGCAGGGUUCUGCAUGGCAAGUUAGCUCAGAAGAUGUGCGAUGGGACAUCUUCCCCUUAGGCCGAAUGCCAGGUCAGACCGAGGACCCAGCAGAGCUUAUGCUGGACAGUUAUGACACCAUGUAUCUUUUGGACCAGCCUGUGCUAGAGCAGCGGCUGGAACCCCCAACAUGCAAGACUGGCACCCUGGGCCUGAGCUGUGGCAUCGGCAGUGGCAACUGCAGCAAUGGCAGCAGCAACUUGGAGGGGCUUGUCUGGAGCCAGGGCCAGCUGCAUGGGCUCAAAACUGGCCUGCAGCUCUUCUGAUGCCUGCCCUGGUGCAAGUGUUCAUCCAGCCCUGCUGGGGCAGCAGCCUCCCCCCAUCCAGUGCACCUGAUGCCCAUGAAACAACCUGGGAGACAGCCCACAUCAGCUCGGUUUUCCACCACAGUGGAAUUUUGAAUAUGUUCUGGGGUUUUUUUUGUUUUGUUUUGUUUUGAAAAACAAUAAACAGGAAACUGUUGUUUCA